Messenger RNA from Puma concolor (puma), 967 nucleotides. The record is from RefSeq and is a predicted model, not a curated record. NCBI's taxonomy places the organism in Eukaryota, Metazoa, Chordata, Mammalia, Carnivora, Felidae.
CUCUGAGGCGCCGGGCUCACUCCCGCCCCUGGCCUGGUGGGAAGGGGUGAAAAUGGCGGCGGCCGGCGCUGUGGCUACUCGGCUGCUCCUGCUCCUGCUGAUGGCGGCAGCAGCCCCCAGCCGCGCGCGGGGCAGCGGCUGCCGGUCCGGGACCGCUCUGCGGGGGGCGGGGGCAGAAGGUCGAGAGGGUGAGGGCUGUGGCACCGUGGGGCUGCUGCUGGAGCACUCGUUUGAGAUCGGUGAGUCUAGAACGUUCCUUUCCAGGCCUGGCUGGGGCCAGGCGCUGUCCCUCUCACUGCCACCCUCCUCUGCCCUGCAGGAUGUGGCGGCCUUGAAUGGCUUGUACCGUGUCCGGGUCCCUCAGCGCCCUGGGGCCCCUGAUGGCCCAGAAGCCGGUGGCUACGUCUCCUCCUUUGUCCCCGCGUGCUCCCUGGUGGAGUCCCACCUGUCGGACCAGCUGACGCUGCACGUGGAUGUGGCUGGCAACGUGGUGGGUGUGUCGGUGGUGACACACCCCGGGGGCUGCAGGGGCCACGAAGUAGAAGAUGUGGAUCUGGAGCUGUUUAACACUUCUGUGCAGCUACAGCCACCAGCCACCGCCCCAGGUCCUGAGACAGCUGCCUUCAUUGAGCGCCUGGAGAUGGAACAGGCCCAGAAGGCCAAGAACCCCCAGGAACAGAAGUCCUUUUUCGCCAAAUAUAGUGUCCUCUCGGGGGCCUCUGAGAGUCACUGCCACCUGUCUGCCCCCAGUCAGAGCUCCUCCAGGAAUCCGUACGCCGGCGUGCGCUCACAAGGAUGGGUCUUUGUGCUGUUUUCUGCUGUGCUACAGACGAGGAAACUGAGGCCCAGGGAGGUGGGCAACUCCUACGAGCUGGCGAAGCCGGGAAGUGGUGGAGAGUCGGUGCCUGGGCUCCGGGCUCUCGGCAGCGCCCGCCUGGCUAACGGCCUCUCUGGUAAACGGGAGUAA